UGAUAUUUAACAAAUUUAUUGUAUACCAGUAAAAUAAUAAGGAUCAAAGUCAAAUGACGUUCUAAAAGUUUUAAUUAUGUGUCGAAAGAUGGCAAUAAUUUACUGUGGCUACCAAGUUUUCUUUGACAAUCCACCUCUAUUUCAAAUUCUCUUUGAUUUUAUGGAGUUAAUAAGUUCAUACGGCUGCUGCUAGCAUACAUUCCAUAAAAUUACAUGAGUUUGUGACAAUCAGAUCAGCGCCAUUUCUCCCCCCACCAACUUCGCACCUUGCCAAUGCCUACAAUAGAAACAAUAAAAUUACAUUUGUUAAUUUAUAACAGAUAUAUAUGAUAUAGUAUCUACUUAUGAAAGCCCCAUUGCAUAACUUCAAGGCGACCGGGGUAGCUGGUUUGGUCAGUCAAAUUCGAUUUUUGUUGAUUCAAAAUUGUCAUUCCAACGUUCGUUCGUUCGUUCGUGUUUGUUGUUCUUUAGUUCGAUUUUUGUAAAUAGUAUGUAAACCUCUGUUGUGUACAAUAAAGUGAUUAGUGAUUACGACUUACUACUAAUUCUUCUUUUAAUGCUGGGAUCAUAUCUACUUCAGAAAGUAAUUGUUGCAAGAAAAUGGCUCCAUGGGCUCCUAUUUACUUCUGGUCCGAGUAUUGUCAUGGAGUUACACACCUACUUAUUUAGAUUUUGAAUAGACGUCUUGUUACGCAAUUUUUACUUUCUGGAAAAUAUCCUUUAAUAAAGAAACAGGGGCGCUUAAGUACAUUGAGCUACAUAGCUUGACCGUAUCGUCUCUACGUAAACUGGUGUUGCGCAAAGCAACCAAAAUGACGAAAGAAAGUGAACGCAAACAGCGUCAGUACGCCCGGCAUGGCAGUCUAGUCGGACGCCAUCGCCUCGACACUCGUUCCAUGACAGCCAAAAACGCGCGACUUUUAAAAUUCGAACGCCGAAUUUGAAAAAGUGUUUUGUUUUUUUUAAGUGACACAGACUAUAAAUAACAAAUUAUAAAUAUGGAUUUACAAAGUGAGGCGAGUCAGGAAACGAGAAUUUUAAUUCCUAGACAUGUGAGUGCUGAGAAAGCACUUGCUUCGAACAAUGCAGUGAAUACGACGUUCUUGUGCCAUAGCUACACUCUUCAACCUGAUUUCAGAACGUAUGUGGAAGCACUGCAAGUAUACGGCUGGGUGUUAUGGUCGUCCGCUCUGCUAUGUGUGUGCUGUGUGUGUGCAUUGUACGCGUUCAACCUGCGCUCCGCGCUACGGCACUGGCGAAGCGCGUUCUGCCAUGCCGCCGUGGUGCUAGCCGUGUAUCCUGUGGUAUCGCUGUCAGCAUUCUUCGCGCUUGUGGUACCACGAGCACAGCUACUGUCAGAGGCGCUGUCACAAGAAGCUGUGAUGCUGGGGCUGUACCACUUCUACUGCCUCGUGGUCGCCGAGUGCGGCGGCCCAGAGCUGAUCGUCAGACGAUCCGAAGGCGCACAGCUCGAGACGCGGGUGCUGCCUUGCUGCUUCUGGCCUUGUUGCGUCAUCCCUCGGCCAAAACUACAACCGAAGCAUUUCAAAUGGCUGCAGUACCUGCUGCUGCAAGUACCGAUCAUACAGGGCCUGAUCUACAUCGUCAUACUGAUAUUAAGAUCUGAGGACCUCAGCAUCUACCUGAAAAACUACAUGUACUUCCAACCACUGGUGGCAGCCUCCAUCCUCUCCGGUAUUUGGGGCAUCAUGAUGUGUCUGCGAGCUGCUGAAGCUACGGGCGGCAGGCCGAGGCCCCGCUUCUUGGCUCUACAGUUCGUUCUUAUCAUUGUGAAGGUUCAGUGCGGACUCGCUAAGAUCAUCCCAACGACAGCACACCUGCCUUGCCUACUGGCGUUGAACCCAGCUGUGGUCUCUGAUUUAAUCCACAACACAAUCACGAUAUUGGAAAUGAUGCUGCUCUCUAUUUGGGCGUGGAAACUCUACAAGGUGCCGCCAGGCAAGAUUUUAGAGAAGGAGAAUAUUAUUACCACCGAAUAGACCACAUCUAAUGUUAACAUUUUUUCAGUUACAUUCAAAGGAGAGGUCUACUUGACAGCUUAAUCCUAACGAGUAAGCUUGUUUUUGUAAAAUGACAUUACAACUCUCAAGGCCUGGAAAUAACUCUCGAAGUGGAUUAGCUUUACGUAGGGAUAGUAGCGGAAUAGACUACGCGUCAAAAGUAUCUAUCAUUGUCUACAUAAACAGCUUUACUAAAUGCGAUGAGGUCAGCCAGGGCAAUUGUAACUGUGGGUUAAUUGCAACUAUGGGACAGUUGAAACUAUGGGGCAAAUGCACUCUUAAGAAGUGACUAUAAUGAGAAUUAUAAUGAGAAUUACUGAUGAAAGUAUAUCAUGAAUACAGAGGCUAGCUCAUUACUUCUUGUAUUUUUAGAGUAAAUAGUUGCAUUGGCCCCAUUGUUGCAAUUGCCCUGGGUGGUGGUGGGUGGUAUGUUAUGUCUCUAUAAUACUGGGUGAAUUUGGGGUUAUGAUCAUGAUCCCGAAUGUCAAAAAUGUAUUAUGAUGGUCAUACUGGAUAAGGUUGUAUUCCGGGGUGGCAGAUGCUUUUGGCGCGUUGUUUCAUUCGCUACUACAGAUGCUGACUGUCCAACGUGGACUGUCUGAAAUUUCAGCAUCGAACGAAUUCGCUGGGAGCAUUAUAGGCCUUCCUGUAAUGGAAAACUAGACCUUCUUGAGAUUAGGCUUGAUCAAGGGAGCGAGCGGCUUAACUGAAAGAUCAAAAGUCGCACAAAUACCUCUAAUGAAGGAUAACUUACUUUACGCAAUAAUGUGCCCGAACAAACUAUCGAAUUGUACGUACCGUAAGUGUAGUUCUAAGAAGAUACAGUUGCCAGUAGACUACGGUAAUCGCUUACCUUCAGACGGGAAAUCAUAAUUAUGCUAAAGCGUUGUACCAAGGAGAAGUUUCCGAAAUUGCCAAAUUCACCACAAAUAUCAUUUUAUGUCUUUCUUCUUCGUGUCUGUUACCUUCCGUGAUUCUUGUCACUUGAUGGUCUCAUCGAAAGAUCAGCGCUGGAAGCCACCAGCAAGAUGCUGAGAUGAGGCCGUUUCGUGGCACUUCAUACUUUCUAUGUUUUUGUAAUAUACAUAAUCUAAUAAGUAUGUCCUGUUUGUCUUUACGAAAAAAUCAUUACGAAUAAAUUUUGCAAACAUAUCAAGGCCUUAAUAAAUACAGGCUUUAUUAGAUAUUUAUUUUGCUUCUAAUUAAACUAAGCAAGAGCUAGGCAGAUAACGAAAUUUCAUUUUUUGCGGUAAGGCCUCUGGACGUUGACUGGUAAAUGGUAAUAUCCAAAUUUGUCGCACAAUAAUAUGCGACUAACAUUUAUUGAGUAAUGUGAGCCAUUCUUAAAAAUAGUAUUUCGAUAAGUACACUAGUUUUAAGUUAAUUCGGAAACUAUAGAUCUGAGUUAGUUAAGUUUUUAGGUCAGUUCUAAUGGCCAUACAUAUUUGGUUUUGGUUAAUACAUGGUUUCUAUUGAUCGUAGAACGACUGAGCAAUUUUACAACUCUGAUAUUGUAUAUUUGUAUCAUUUUUAGGGUUCCGUAGCCAAAUGGCAAAAAACGGAACCCUUAUAUAUUCGUCAUGUCCGUCUGUCUGUCCGAUUCUGUCACAGCCACUUUUUUCCGAAACUAUAAAAGCUAUACUGUUCAAACUUGGUAAGUAGAUGUAUCCUAUGAGCCGCAUUAUGAUGUUUACACAAAAAUAGAAAAACAACAAUAAAUUUUGGGGGUUCCCCAUACUUAGAACUGAAACUCAAAAAAUCUUUUUUCAUCAAACCCAUACGUGUGGGGUAUCUAUGGAUAGGUCUUUAAAAAUGAUAUUGAGGUUUCUAAUAUAAUUUUUUUCUAAACUGAAUAGUUUGCGCGAGAGACACUUCCAAAGUGGUAAAAAGUGUGUCCCCCCCCCCCCCCCGUAACUUCUAAAAUAACAGAAUGAAAAAUCUAAAAAAAAUAUAUGAUAUACAUUGCCAUGCAAACUUCCACCGAAAAUUGGUUCGAACGAGAUCUAGUAAGUAGUUUUUUUUUAAUACGUCAUAAAAAUUUAAAAAAAAAUUUUUUUUCAUCAAACCCAUACGUGUGGGGUAUCUAGGGAUAGGUCUUCAAAAAUGAUAUUUAGGUUUCUAAUAUCAUUUUUUUCUAAACUGAAUAGUUUGCGCGAGAGACACUUUCCAAAGUGAAAAAAUGUGUGUCCCCCCCC
Molecule: messenger RNA, 4216 nt
Organism: Cydia pomonella (codling moth)
Lineage: Eukaryota; Metazoa; Arthropoda; Insecta; Lepidoptera; Tortricidae
Product: organic solute transporter alpha-like protein 2
Exons: 8
Coding region: 999-2000 (333 amino acids)
Biological process (GO): transport
Molecular function (GO): transporter activity
Source: RefSeq, a predicted model, not a curated record